CGGCAGAGCUGCAGUGGCAGUCUGAGGCGGUGGCUAGGUGUUCCCGGUGUGUACGUGUAGCCCUCGGCAAGAUCUCCAGAAUACCAAUUUCUGUGAGGAGCACCAAACAGAUCAAAUUAACAGAAACACAUGGACCAUUAAGUCUUCCAAAAAUGAGCAAAUUCAUACCUUUCUACUGGAACCCAGAGUGUCUUGUAAAAGAGAGAAGAAUCCAAUGUUGGACUGUCUUUGACCUUACGCUCAGUGCAGCUUCAGAGAGCAGUUUGGUUUAUCUAACCUGAAGAGGAAGCAUAUGGACAACAAGCCAAGAGGACAUGGGCUUUCAGUGCACUUGGAAAAAUGAUCAGGCAUCAGAACUGGUCCUGGGGCCAUUUGUUGCAUCUGAAUUGUGUAUCGUUAGUUCUCUAAGCACCGUAUCGUACUACCUGUUUCAUGCACAUGCACGGCACCAUGGCCAGUCCUCAGGAGCACCUGAGCUGGCCUUCCUCUACAAACUUGAUCAACAAAACUUUCAGUGAAGACAAAGACUUCAGUGGGAUACAUGGUGAUCAUGCACCCACCGGAAACCAUCCUUCACCUGAGAUCAUAGAGGAUGUGCGAGAGAAGGGCUUACUUCAGGCAGAUCUAAUAGAAAGUUUGGGCAGUCCAGUCACCACAGCGGUGUUAACCAGCGUCAGCGAGGACUCUAGGGACCAAUUUGAGAACAGUGUGCUGCAGUUGAGAGAACAGGAUGAAGCUGAAACAGCUGUGCCUCAGGGCAACAGUAACACGAUGGAUGUAGAGAAUAACAGUGGGACAGAUGACAUUAAAAUCCAGUUCAGCAGAUCCGGGAGUGGGAGCAGUGGGUUUCUUGAGGGACUUUUUGGCUGUUUGAGGCCAGUAUGGAACAUCAUAGGGAAAGCAUACUCCACAGACUACAAACUGCAGCAACAAGAUACAUGGGAAGUUCCAUUUGAGGAGAUCUCAGAGCUGCAGUGGUUGGGCAGUGGAGCACAAGGAGCUGUCUUCUUAGGCAAAUUCCGAGCGGAGGAGGUGGCAAUCAAGAAAGUGAGAGAACAGAAUGAAACAGACAUCAAGCACUUGCGGAAGCUGAAGCAUCCUAACAUCAUAGCCUUCAAGGGAGUUUGCACUCAAGCCCCAUGUUACUGUAUUAUCAUGGAGUACUGUGCACAUGGACAGCUCUAUGAAGUGCUACGAGCAGGUCGGAAAGUCACGCCUCGGCUGCUUGUGGACUGGUCCACAGGGAUCGCAAGUGGAAUGAAUUAUUUACACCUUCAUAAAAUCAUCCACCGAGACCUCAAGUCACCAAAUGUAUUAGUUACUCAUACAGAUGCAGUAAAAAUUUCAGAUUUUGGUACAUCUAAAGAACUCAGUGAUAAAAGUACAAAAAUGUCCUUCGCGGGCACCGUGGCUUGGAUGGCCCCAGAGGUGAUACGGAAUGAGCCCGUCUCUGAAAAAGUGGAUAUAUGGUCAUUUGGGGUAGUUUUGUGGGAGCUGCUUACAGGAGAGAUUCCAUACAAGGAUGUAGACUCCUCAGCUAUCAUCUGGGGAGUGGGCAGUAACAGCCUGCACCUUCCUGUCCCUUCCACCUGUCCAGAUGGGUUCAAAAUCCUCAUGAAGCAAACAUGGCAGAGCAAGCCCCGGAACCGUCCCUCUUUCCGACAGACGCUGAUGCACCUAGACAUUGCAUCUGCUGACGUUCUUGGCACCCCUCAGGAGACUUAUUUUAAAUCCCAGGCUGAAUGGAGAGAAGAAGUAAAGAAGCACUUUGAGAAAAUUAAGAGUGAAGGAACUUGCAUACACCGGCUAGAUGAAGAGCUAAUUCGUCGCCGAAGAGAAGAGCUCAGGCACGCGUUAGAUAUCCGUGAACAUUAUGAGAGGAAGCUAGAGCGAGCCAAUAACUUGUACAUGGAGCUCAGCGCCAUCAUGCUGCAGCUGGAGGUCCGCGAGAAGGAGCUUAUUAAACGGGAACAAGCUGUGGAAAAGAAAUAUCCUGGGACUUACAAACGUCAUCCAGUCAGACCAAUAAUCCACCCCAUUGCGGUAGAGAAGCUGAUGAAGAGGAAAGGGGUCUCUCAUAAGCCAGGGAGCCAGACGAAACGGCCAGACCUGCUGAAAUCAGAGGGCAUAUCCAGUGCGGAGGUGGCACCCAAUGGCUCACCAGUCUCAGGAAGUCCCAAAAUGUCAACACUCAGUAACAAAGGCCGAUACCGCUGCAAACCACGUCACCGACGAGGGAACAGCAAAGGCAGCUAUAAUGAAUUUGCAGGGAUCUUGAAAAAUCAGCCAGCCCACGACAACUCACCACAGCCACCUCAUCAUCAUCAUCAUCCUCAUUCUCAUCUUCCCAGCCUACAGCAGCACCAGCAGCAUAGCCACCCCCAUUACCAUGGCCAUCACCCCAGGUUAAACAUCCAGGGGCAAGACAUCGCGAACUGUGCGAACAACCUGAGGUACUUUGGCCCUGCAGCAGCCCUGCGGAGCCCUCUCAGUAACCAUGCCCAAAGGCGCAUGUCCGGCUCCAGCCCCGAUCUCAUCUCUACUGCUAUGGAAGCAGAUUGUCGGAGGAAUUUGGAGAAUGAGGAACACAAGGUUGAUCACUGGCAGUGUUGUAAAGCAGACCCACACAACCCCUGUCCUCAGUGCAGGCAGGUGAACAGUGGUCAGAAACAGAUGCCGUCCACUGAACCAGGGAUGAACCACCCUGAAUCAACAACAUGUGGUCCCUUGUAUGAAAAGGCCCAGCUUCCUGAAAAGAUGGAGGAGGAAGACCUCAACAGCUGCAAGUCAGUGUCCUUGCUAGGCACUCCUCAACACCAGGCUGCCCCAGUGCUACCUUGCAAACCGAGACCUAUUCAAAAGAGUGGUGACGACUCUUCAGAACAGGAAGAAGGAGAAGUGGACAGUGAAGUGGAGUUCCCACGGAGACAGAGAACCAGGCACAGUUUGGAGAAUCGGAUUGUGACUCUUCCGAGGGGGAGUGUUCUGAUGCAACCGUCAGGACCAAUAAGCCCUGCAGUUCUGCUACUUGGUAAUGACAAAUUCCCCACGAAAGUCCUCCUGAUACUGGCAUUUGGAUUCCCCAAGACUCCCUUCAUUUCCCCCACCCCCUCAUACUUUGACAGGAAGAGAAACUGAUUCUCCUUCCCAUCCCAGAAAUGAUCUGCAAUAACUUGAAUCUCUGGAAAAAUGUCCAAAUGAAAUUAAUUCUCACUGAGCAUUUCAAUCAAGAAUGGCAGGGAUGUAUUUUAUUGAAUAAUCUAGCUACUGUAACAUUGAUAUUUAUUUUUAUUUUUUUUUACAUUUUAACACUUUUUACUGUAAAGAGUGGACUAUAUAUCAAGAGAGACAAUAAUUUGUUGCAAAAAAGUUAAGAAAGCAAGCAAAUGAGAGACACAUCCUUGUGAGUCUUACAUAAAUAGCAUGAUGGACACAUCAGAAUCUACUGCUGCUCUCCCAAGGGACCAGACCUCAUGGCCCUAAAUGUUGGAGAAUAGAUAAAGAGAAACAAACCAAUCAGUUUUAUCAAAUGAAGAAGCAUAAGAGAAACCUUGCUAAAAGGUAACCUAUGAACAAAUGGCAUUCAGUAUAACCAGCUGGGUCACUUUUAAUCAGAAAGUGGACAUGUUCCUGGAGAAAUUUGGUACCAAGGUGCUUACAUCCAGGGUCUUCUGAAUCAAUACAUUCCCCCAGGAAUGUGAUAAUGGGGGUUAAUUUAUGGGGUUUUGGUUUAUUUUUUAAUCAGCAUUUUGUUGUGAGAUCCUGCAGAUGUAUUCUAACCUCAUUCUCUCUCAAGACUUGGUAUAACAGCACUUUUUACCAUCACCAAUCAUCUUCACUAUGGCAGACAAAACAGUGUGAAUUUCCAGCUGAGCAGAGAAAGAUCUUUCAGCUGCAGAGUGCCAUUUUCCCACAGUUUACUUCCUCUCUUUACUUCCCAUUCGCCCAUUUGUUUCCUUCGAUUAAAAAAAAAAAAUCAAAUCAGUGCUGGAAACACAAGAAGAAUGGAAAGCACAUUCUGCAAAGCCUGAGAACUAGUCUGGGGAAGAAACCGGAGACACCUGUACUGAACCUUCAGCGGCAACCUCUCACCUAUCAUAACAUCACACAGCUGGCCAGCGCCAAGGGAGACAGCUGUGUAUUGGGAGCAAACCAGGGAAUACGUUGGCCUGGACAACAGUAUCAACCCUCCCUUUGUUCUGUUUAUUAAUGAUUUGGUUUUGGAAGCAUUAACAGCUGCCUGCCCUUCAUGUCAGGCUUGGUGUAAAACAGAAAGCAAAAUUUGGAUUCAGUUACCUAAGGGGUGGGUGGGAGAGGAGAGAGCACUUGAUUUUGGUUGUGGGUGUUUUAUGUGGGGGACCUCAAAGAGUGUAUCCCACUUCUGUAAAUUCCAGCCUGGAGGAGAAACUGAUGCAUUGUGGGGGUAUCUGAAAGGCAGAGGCACUGACAUUUGAGUGACCAGCCUAGCACUCCCAGGGGCCUCACUGGGCCUUCCGUUCAGAAACAAACGGCUCCUUUUAACUGACACACAGAACAAAGAUUUUAGUCCGUUUCUCAGUUAUUUUCCCUCUGGAACAAUUUCAGCUCUGCUUCAAGAGACCUGGGAAAGGCAGCUUCUCUUCCUCAUGGUCUGGCUAGCAUGGAUAGAGCAGUGUGUCCUGGGGAAAUCAGCCCUCUUAUAGAAGCCAUGCAUGAGCCUCAGAUGACCGGCAGGAAUGGACCGUAGGCAGGUUCUUCUGUUGCUUUGUUUGUUUACAUUUUAUGUUAAAAUGUUGAUUUGAACGUAGCCUUGAUAAUUUAUAGCCUAGUGGCAAGAAUGAAGGAAAAUGUUUUGCUUAUACAAAGAGCAGUAUUGUAUGAGUUAAAUUAUUCCAUAUUUUAAAAUUUUUGUAGCUGGACUACAUGUAGAUCUUAAGUUAUUACAUUAUUUUAUUUAUUAACUUUUCUGUAGAUCAGAAGGUUGGCUUUACUGCUAGCACAAUUGUUCUCUCUUCAUGUGAUGUUAUUUCCUUCUUGUGCAUCAUAGAAGGAUGGGAGCAGAGCUGGUUUCAGGGACUGUCAGUAUUUGCUCCCCUGCUGUGACCUCUGCUGGUGUCAUGCAGAGCACAGUCAUUCUGGAGGCUGUGUCAGUCUGGGCUGGCCUGCAAGGCGAAGGAGGAGGUACUCAGUUUCAUGGGCUUUAGAGAUCUUCCACACGGGUGAAACUGUGCAGUUUGGGUUUGCUCCUGAUUAUCGGAGGGACAGCAGAGUGUGAGUGUUGGGGGGCUAGAGGGGAGGCAGAUGGACUGAGGGGAAAGGGUUGGACAGGAGUGAGUGCUUUAUAGUGAGAAAUAAGCAAAAAGUUUUGAGCGAGCUUCUCUGGAUAAGCAUUCUGGGCUGCUAGUACAGAGCAGGGCAUCAAUUCUAGUGGUAGUGCUACAGAGGAGGACCCAAAUGCUCGCAUAAAACAGCUAGAUAAAGGAGGAGAGAGGACCAACAGCCACCCUGUAGAAAUUGAAGGCAGGGGCCAGACUGACCACCACAAAUGCAGGGGGGACCAAAUUCAGUGUGCCAGGGAUGGGGAGGUUCACCCCAAAAUGGAAUGCUGAUGCCUGGCCCUGCAGAGAGCUUUAAGCUCCAGCAGAGGCUGUGCUGCUAAGGGUGAUCUGGACUGUGAUGUGCAGAGAGGGCACCCAUGUGCCAAGCCAGCCCUGCUCACCUGAGAUGUCAAGUGUUUUUUUAAGAGAGUGCUCAUUUCCCAAGGCAGCCGUAGAGCAUAGGCAAGAAGGGACCGUCCGACCUCAUGCUGUAGACUGCCAGAGCCCUGAGUUAGGUGCUUCAACUCUAUAUCAAUCAGACCCUGCCUGAGAAGGCAUGAAGGAUUCCCUGGUGCCCACAGGAGUUGUUUUGCCAGCACGCAGAGAUAGUGGUAGCCCCUGGUGAGUGACAUGAGGGAGUUCUCUGAAAGUUCUUAGACUUACAGUAGCACCUGCUAACAUAUACUGAGAAGCAUGUGAGUUUUGUGGCCCUACCUGCUUUCUGUACUGUACGCCUCUUUAGGCUUCUUCAUGGCCUUGCCUUCAACCACAUUGCUCAGCUCCACUGUCUGUCACAAUCACUCCUCACUCUCAUGGAGAGGCAGUACAAAAUCAUCCCCUUUGGUGUGAGCACUCUCUGCCCUAGCAUUGGUCUGCUGCCCCUGUUCAUACUCAGAGGCACUUCCCCCAUUACCUGCUGGCAGGUAUCUGAAAUUCUGCCAACAGCUAGUGCCUCCCUCAGGACUCCUUCUAGUGUUUUUGCUCCUUGUACACUGGUAGCAUGCGGACAGCAGCUAUGCUGUAUGAGGUGCCGGGCUCUCCUGGGUCAUGACUGGAUCUUGGUGUGCACUGUGCAAUAGCUCAGGCAGCCCGAGUGCACCUGUGCUUGUCUCCAUCCCAGAAGGUUCAACAUGGUCUAGUUUUGCAUCUGCCCUUAAUUGAAGGCAUGUGCACUUUUCCCAGCAGAGUAUACCAUGCAUGUGAGGAUGUCCUGGCACUGGAGCCCCUGGCCUACAUUCCACACACACUCAUGGCAGCUUCCCUCUAACGUUCCAAACCUCUACACACCCUGAAACAACAGGUAGUUAAAAAGGAAAAACCUACCAGAGCCAAUCACCCCCAAUUUUACUGGGCCAAGGAUCAAAGCAGGCAGCGGUCAGGUGUAGGUCAGAAGCAAUUUUAAGGUCCAAGAUCUUGUCAUCAGAAACUGUGAAGCCCUGGGAUCUGGAUAUUUCAGUUCUUGCUUCUGUCCCGAGAUAUCGGGCCUCAAACAUGCCACACUAUAGCACAUAGAACAACUAUUACUUGUGGAAGUUUCCAACCUAUUAUUUAGUCCCCGUCAGACUAGAUGACCUAAUGGUCCUAUCCAGCCUUGAACUAUGAUCAUUUCUGGGCUCCCCUUGCCCAGGGUGCUGCACACUUGGAUUUAUGUCACUCAGGCAGGCUGCCUUUCCAAGCCAAGGGAUGGAGCAACAGCCUGAGCUGUUUUUAAAAACUCCUUGAAACAUCAGUGAAAUAGUUUGCUCUGUAAACCAUGUCUUAUCCAGCAUAGGUUGCUGCAGGGCGUUCAGGGGUUUGUUUUGGAGUGCUGGCUUUGUCACUCACAAAAAGUGCUGCUAUAACUGAUAGCACAUCCCAUCGCCACUGUCCCUCCAUAAGGGCAGGGCCUCACACAUCGCUGUAUGUCUGAUUCCACAGCACUGGGAGCUUUUAUAAAUAGUGUGCAGAGGGUGAAAACCAAACCAAGGUAUAGGAGUAGGAUAAAAGUCCUAAGGCUACAGGUGCUGGCGCUCCUGAGGAGUGCUAGGUACCAUAUUUCUGAACGGGGGUUGAGUUUAUGAAAGUAUUCAAGGAACAAGGUUGCCUGAGGAAUACUGUAGUAAGGAUCAUAAUCUGACCUGUGACGUGAAUAAAAUCCAUGCACCUGUGCCAGUGUUGGUGCAGUCUGAUGUGCCAAGGUAGGAAGGAGCAGGCCAGGUUUUGUAUUUCCAGGCAAUAGUUCUGUAACGUCUGCAAAGGAAUGUGUCCAUUGUAUUGCAAAGUCUAGACUUCAUUCACUGGUUAGACUGUAGCUCUUAGGAAGGUGAGAACUAGAGGCCAAGGCUGUAAGCCCAGUGUAACCUCACCGAAGCAUGUUGACUUACUGUGGAUUUACACGGGUGGAGCUGAGCGCAGGUGCCGCUGUCUGGCUUGAGUGCACAGUUUGCACUAGGGGAUUACAAAGGGUGAGCUGCAGGUGGAAGCACUAGUAACAGUGCCAUUCAGCCUGGGCACGGGCAGGCUCGAAAUGCCCAGAGAACAGCCCCGUGAGUAGACAGGCUACUUCAUUUUCUUUUCUUCCCUAUAAACUCUCCCUCCCAGGAGAAGGGUGAGUUGUGGGCUCACUGCCCACUCCUCACCCAGCAUGGCUUCUGACAGCUCCUCAACACCAGCCUGGCUUCUGGCGUUUAUGGUUAAUGUUGUUUUUCCCACUGUGUGUUAAAAGUGACCAUUUCAUCUCAGCCCUUCCCAGUGUCUCACAUCUCCCUUUUUCUCCUCCUUGCGCUGUGGCUUCCUGAUACAAACUUGAUUUCUGUACUGAACAGUGUACAGUGAUGGGAACAAGAAUGAGUGUCAAAGCAAACAAAUGCAUGGAAUAAAAAGCCAGUGUACUUCAA
This is a messenger RNA of Malaclemys terrapin pileata, 8173 nucleotides long. RefSeq names its product mitogen-activated protein kinase kinase kinase 13 (gene MAP3K13). Bases 433 to 3138 code for a protein of 901 amino acids. NCBI's taxonomy places the organism in Eukaryota, Metazoa, Chordata, Testudines, Emydidae. The record is from RefSeq and is a predicted model, not a curated record. The transcript is spliced from 15 exons. Gene Ontology annotation, molecular function: ATP binding; JUN kinase kinase kinase activity. Gene Ontology annotation, biological process: protein autophosphorylation; JNK cascade.